AUGACGACCGCGCUGAAGCCAGGCAGCAGAGAUGCGCCUACCAAUCCGCGCGGCAUUCCCGUCGCACCCUUCGUCGACCGUGUAGAAGACUAUGUUACCAACCGAUCCGAGGUAGAAAGCACGAUCAACAGCUUCAAGGAGAUGAUAUCGAAAUAUCAGUUCAUGGAGCAAAACACACAGCGACGCGCUGCAGGACUCAAGGAUAAAAUCCCCGACAUUCAGAAGACGCUGGAGACUGUCCGGUUUCUAGAAGGCAGAAAGGCCGACGCGGACCCUAUCGAGACAACCUUCGAACUUAACGAUACACUGUUUGCGAAGGCAGAGGUGCCACCUACGGGAGAGGUAUACCUGUGGCUAGGAGCGAAUGUCAUGCUAGCAUACCCUAUACCAGAGGCCGAGCAGCUUCUCAAGUCCAAACUCGACACCGCGAAGAAGAGCCUAGAGACUUGCGAAGAGGACAUGGAGUUUCUACGGGAGCAGAUCACAACGCUGGAAGUGGCAUUCGCGCGAGUAUACAAUUGGGACGUGGCACAAAGGAGGAAGGAGCGUGAAGCAGGGGAACCAAUAGAGGACAAGAAGGGUUCAUCGUCGAAGGAAUGA
Molecule: messenger RNA, 600 nt
Organism: Didymosphaeria variabile
Lineage: Eukaryota; Fungi; Ascomycota; Dothideomycetes; Pleosporales; Didymosphaeriaceae
Gene: PRF1
Product: peptide chain release factor 1
Exons: 4
Coding region: 1-600 (199 amino acids)
Biological process (GO): microtubule-based process; tubulin complex assembly; protein folding
Cellular component (GO): prefoldin complex; cytoplasm
Molecular function (GO): tubulin binding
Source: RefSeq, a predicted model, not a curated record